CAACUCAACGCCGUCAUCGCUGCCUCCAUGUCCCUCAAGGCCUCCAGCAAACUGCGCCACAUCCUGGAGAUCGUCCUGGCCUUUGGGAACUACAUGAACAGCAGCAAGCGAGGAGCAGCCUACGGCUUCCGACUGCCGAGCCUCGACGCCCUCCUGGAGAUGAAGUCGACCGACCGCAAGCAAACACUGCUGCACUACCUGGUGAGGGUGAUCACGGAGAAGUACCCGGAGCUCGUUGGCUUCCACACCGAGCUGCACUUCCUCGACAAGGCAGGCACAGUGUCCCUGGACGGAGUGCUGCAGGACGUGCGGAGCCUCCAGCAGGGCAUGGAGCUGACCCGCAGGGAGUUCCUGCGGCAGGACGACAGCCCCGUGCUCAAGGACUUCCUCAAGGUCAACUCGGACGUGAUGGAGAAGCUGCAGGCUGACAGCAAAACUGCCAAGGAGGCAUACGAGUCAGCUGUGGAGUAUUUUGGGGAGAACCCCAAGACCAGUCCCCCCACCACCUUCUUCCCCAUGUUCAUGCGCUUCAUCAGAGCCUACAAGAAAGCAGAGCAGGACAUUGAGCUGUGGAAGAAGCAAGAGGCAGCGUCCAAAGAGGCAGAAUCCAACUCCCCCAGCAGCGAGCAGCAGCCUGAGCUGCCUGUGCAGAAGGCCAAGCGGCAGCAGAUGGACAUGAUUGCUGAGCUGAAGAAGAAGCAGAUGGUGAAGGAGCCACUCAUCUACGAAGGCAAAGACGGGGCCAUUGAGGAUAUAAUUUCAGCUCUGAGAACUGUCCCUUUCACGGCCCGGACGGGCAAGCGCUCGUCCCGGCUCUUCUGCGACGUGAGCUACAAUGAGGAGAGUCCUCU
Messenger RNA from Acanthisitta chloris (rifleman), 851 nucleotides. RefSeq names its product formin-like protein 1. Gene Ontology annotation, cellular component: cytosol; actin filament. The transcript is spliced from 8 exons. NCBI's taxonomy places the organism in Eukaryota, Metazoa, Chordata, Aves, Passeriformes, Acanthisittidae. The record is from RefSeq and is a predicted model, not a curated record. The annotation marks the transcript as partial. Gene Ontology annotation, biological process: actin nucleation; cell migration; cortical actin cytoskeleton organization. Gene Ontology annotation, molecular function: actin filament binding; microtubule binding.